AUGGACUUUUGUAAUGGUUCAAGUGAAAUAAGAAUAACUUUCGUCGACGAUGAUGAGGAUCUCGAAUGUGCCGCUGAAGUGGUAAUCUUAGUCCAGCACCGCUCCCAAGAAGCAUCAGAGACCACUUCACCGCACUUUAAGAGCAAACCGCGCAAGCAGACGCCCCACAGCCGAGUCGAGACUGAAGAGUCGAGUCGCAAGAGCUCGCCGCGGCAAGCGCUGCUAAAUACUGGCCAGAAU
Messenger RNA from Iphiclides podalirius (scarce swallowtail), 240 nucleotides. NCBI's taxonomy places the organism in Eukaryota, Metazoa, Arthropoda, Insecta, Lepidoptera, Papilionidae. The record is from the annotation of a GenBank genome assembly.